This is a messenger RNA of Stylonychia lemnae, 408 nucleotides long. The record is from the annotation of a GenBank genome assembly. NCBI's taxonomy places the organism in Eukaryota, Ciliophora, Spirotrichea, Sporadotrichida, Oxytrichidae.
AUGUUAUAAGAUUUUCCCAAGCAGGUUUAAACUCCUAUUGUAUAAGAAAUAUUUUAGCCAGUCUAAGUGUCAAAAUCAUACACUAAUUCUGAAGGAUUGAAUACUACUGGAAGUCUGCAAGAAUAGAGAGAGUUCAUAUCUCUCAUUGCAUAAUAAAAUGAAGAAGGUUAUGCUGAAUCAAUCAAUCCUGAAUUAGCUGUAUUUAACAUUAGAACUUCUUUUGUAGGAUUAAAAAGUAAAAGAGUAGAACUAGUUGAGCCUGAAAUUCCACUUGACGAAAAUGCUGAUAAUACUGGAUUAGUAAAAUUCACACAACUUUGUUUAGCAUCCGAGAGUAUAUCUGAGGAACCAAAAACUAUCAACUAUAUUAGAUUAUAUUAAGCCAAGUUGAUUAAAACAUACUCUUGA